Theileria annulata is the source of this 495-nucleotide messenger RNA. RefSeq lists its product as uncharacterized. The record is from RefSeq and is a predicted model, not a curated record. Gene Ontology annotation, biological process: actin cytoskeleton organization. The transcript has 2 exons. NCBI's taxonomy places the organism in Eukaryota, Apicomplexa, Aconoidasida, Piroplasmida, Theileriidae. Bases 1 to 495 code for a protein of 164 amino acids. Gene Ontology annotation, molecular function: actin binding.
AUGGCUGAAUGGGUACCUGUUCUUAAAGAAACUGCUCUAGCUAAUAAUAGUUGUUAUGGAGCUGGUAUUGCUAAUGGUGAAGAUGGUGAAUUAUUUGUAGCAUCAGAUGUAGAUCAUGAAGGAUUACAUUGGGAUAGUGUAUAUAAAGAAGGAUAUGAAUAUGAGACUAUGGAUGAUGCAGGAAAUCCAUUAAAGGUAAAAGUGGAUGAGAAAUUUACAAUUCGUGAGGUAUUUGAGAAGAAAAUGUCAAGUGAAGGUAUAUUUCUGGGUGGUGAAAAGUAUACUUUUGCUUCAUAUGAUCCGGAUAUGGAAAGUGGUUCAUUCAAAUUCGAGUGUGUAUGUGGAGCCAAAAAUAAAGGAGGAUGUCAUCUUAUUAAAACACCUGGUAACUAUAUUGUCGUUGUAGUUUAUGAUGAAACAAGAGGACAAGAUAAAACCGUUUCCAGAAUGGCCGCAUUCAAUCUUGCUGAAUAUCUCGCCUCUAAUGGUUAUUAA